GCCACAUCACCUGGUGACCUGUCUCUGCUGGGACCCGCAGCCCUGCCCAUGCCAGCACGAGGUGGACCUGCCACUGUGGGUGCUGCCCUGGCUCUGUCACCAGCUGGGGACACAGGUGAAGGGGAGCUGACUCCACAAGGGGAGGAGGGCAGGGAGCGGUGUCUGAACCUUCCCCCAGCAGCCUGUGUGAGCCACCUGAACCCCAAGCAGGGGACGGUGCUCCAGCAAGGCUGUCCCACCGCUGUCCCCUUGUCCUGCUGUGUUUCUCCAUGCCAGCCCCUGGGGACAGGGAAGUGACCCGACAGGGCUUGACACCCCGGGUGUGCUGGGCGUUAUGGGGGGCAGAACGUCCCCUCCCACCCCCCAAAACAUUUCCCUGCUGCCCAAAGUCCCCAAAGUGGCAGUAUAAGCCCCGCAUUGGGGCAGGGAGGAGAUGCCCACCGGCAGCAUCCAGCUGCACGGUGACACCCAGAGCUGUCCCCGCCCUGUCCCCCCUCCUUGGCAGGGCUCGGGGCGGCCAAGGAGGCGACCGUGGGUGGCUUCAGGCCCUGCCAGGAGCGGGGGGGACGCAGAACAGAGCGAGGAGGAGGAGGAGGAGGAGGAGGAAGGCCGUCGGUGCUCCAUCCCACCCCCUGCCUGACAGGCGAAACGCAGGCGGCUCCCCGCGGCCGCGGCUCGCCCCCACCUCCCGGCCCUCCCCCGGCCUCUCCCUGUCGCUGUCACCGGUGGAGCACGCGUGACACCCAGUGGGCGACCCACGGACUGCAGGGCCGGGAGCCGGGGACGCCCCGAGCCCAGCCCCAGCCGGGGACCGGCCCCGAUCGCUCCCCGCGGCGCGGCCGCUCCGGGCGCAUCCAGCCCCAGGACGGCCCCGGCACCCCCCUGGGGUGGAUCCUGCGGGGGCAGCCUGUGCAGGGCUUCACCGCCCUCAUGGUAAAGGGUUUCUUCCUAACACCUCGUCUAAAUCCCUCCUUUUUUAAUUUAAAACAACCCCCCUCAUCCGAGCACUGCGUGUCCUGGUAAAGUCCCUCCCCAGCUCCUUGCAGCCCCCUUCACACCCCCGUGGCCCCUCUCCAGCAGCCCCGAGCAGCCCCCGAGGGCAGCGCUGCGGGGGCAGCAGGGACAGUCCCUCCCUCGCCCGCUGGCCUCGCUGCUUAGGGUGCAGCCCAGGAUGUGGUCAGCUUUCCGAGCUGCUCACACACCCGUUGCUGGCUCGCCUUGCACUUCUCAUCCACCAGCACCCCCGGGUUGCUGGGGGCCGCUCUCAGCCCAUUCCCUGCCCAGCCCACGCUCACCUUUGGGGUGGCCCCGACCCCAGUGCAGCACCUUGCACUUGGCCCUGCUCAGCCUCGUGAGGUUCCUUUGGGCACAGUGAAGCCCUCAGUGACCCCGCAGUGGGGUCUCACAAACCAGGGGGUGGUUUUGGUGACUUUGGUUGUGCAGCUGAGCAGCUGGGGAGCUCCUUCCAGGGGCGUUUGCCCAAGUGAGGGUGCCUCGAUGCCUGCUUGGUGGCUGGGCUCAAGAUGGGUGCUGCAGGGUGAGGUCUGGGACCGUGUUCAGCAUCCCCCCUGUGGGUUGGUUGGGGACCCACAUCACCCGUGGCACAGCCCUGCAGGCGAGGCUGCACUGGGAGGCUGCACAGGCCGAGCCUCAGCCCAGGUGGACACCAAGAAGCUCAAAAUUGUGACCAACGGGGAGCUCAUGGACAUCGCCCAGGUGGGACAGGUAACGCCAGAUUCCACCCAGGGCAUGGGCAGGGUCCCAACAAAAAGCACCGGGGACGAGGUGGCAGACAAGAGGGUGACAACUGGGACAAGCUGUGUCCUGGGACCCGGCAGGCGUGAGGCCAGCAGCAUGAGGGAUGGGACUGUCCCCCUGGUAGGUGACAGAGAGGGCACAGCUGGGUGCUGCAUCUCCUCCUCCGUGCUCCUGCCAGCAAGCUGCUGCUGCGAAGUCAGGCUCAGAGAUUGCCAGGGGACGGUAGGGAUGGCAGGGACGGGGACACAGGGGGCCAGGGGCAGCUCUGCCCUGAAAACCGAGCCACCCGCGUGCUGCUACCUGCUGAAUAAUAGAGGAGCCGGCGGGCAGCUGGAGAGAAACGUGAUCCCGGAGAGCCUGGGAAGACAUCUGAGCUGCCGGCAGCUGCCGUAGCACCCGCAGGGCAGGAGCCUUCCUCCCCGCCGUGCCGUGUGGCCGCAGGGCUCUGUGCAUCCUCGGGGCCGUGAGGAUGAGGAUGGCCGCGUGAGCCGCGCGCAGGAGCUGGCUCCCCGGGCGGUGAGGCAGAAGGAGCCUCCCUCAGCUCAGCCCCCAUGUCCAGGGCGGGGGAGAUGGUUUAUAUCCCGGAUGAUUCCGACUUCAGCUCAUUCAAGGAGCAGUGCGAGAGCCUGGAGGGCUGGCACUGCCACUACAACAAGGCUGGCAUCACCGUCUGGAGCCAGGGCCAGGAGGAAAGCUGCACCGUGCAGAAAAUCAAGACCCGCAUCUCCUGCAAGGACGUCCCCGCCGAGACGCUCUACGACGUGCUGCACGACACCGGCUACCGCAAGAAGUGGGACUCGCACGUCAUCGAGACCUACGACAUCGGGCGCCUGACCGCCAACGCCGACGUGGGAUACUACUCCUGGAAGUGCCCCAGCCCCCUGAAGAACCGGGAUUUCGUCACGCUGCGCUCCUGGCUGCCCCUGGGCGAUGACUACAUCAUCCUCAACUACAGCGUCAAGCACCCGAAAUUCCCUCCCCGGAAGGAUUUUGUCAGGGCCGUGUCCCUGCAGACCGGUUACCUGAUCAAGGCCAACGGCACCGGCGCCUGUGUCCUCUAUUAUCUCACCCAGGUGGACCCCCGAGGGUCGCUGCCGAAGUGGGUGGUGAACCGGGUCUCGCAGUUCGUGGCACCCAAGGCAAUGAAGAAGAUCUACAAGGCAGGGCUGAAGUACCCCGAGUGGAAGCGCAGGCACGACCCCGGGUACAAGCCCUGGGUGUACCCGGAGCAGAGCACGCUGCCCAGCCUCAGCCUGGCCGAGCUCUCGCUGCAGCACGCCGACUCGCUGGAGCGCAUUGAUGAGACCGGGCUGACCGAGGACCACCUGAGCACCAGCGACCACGAGGCCUGACGGGCCCCCACAGUGAGGGGGGGUGGUGGGAAUGUGGCACUGGUGCCCCCCAAAUCCUCCGUCUGUCCUCCUGUGGCAGCCUGCAGCAUGGGUGCUGGGAAGGGGGCAGGACCACCCUGGUGCCCAUGCACUUGGUGCCUGUGGAGAUGUCCCCACGCAGGUAGCAGAGUGGGAUGUGGGAGUGGGUGCCCCAGGGAGGCAAAAAAAAGGGGGGAGGAGACAACAUGGGGUGGGAAGGAGCUUGGUCUUGCUGCUCUGAGACCUUCAGGGUGUGCUCCUCACGCUCCUGUGUGGGACCUGCCCAGGCUUGGCAGCAGCACAGGAUGGGACCGUCCCUCUCUGUCCCAAGGUCCUGCCCUGCCAGUCCCGCUCCAGGUCCCCCCCAGGCUCUGUGUGACCCCCAUCUCUGGGACACCCCAGGUUCCCUCCUGGGCGACAGGUUCACUGCCUCUAGUGUUUGCUGCUGCUGUGGUUUCUGGCACGACAAUAAAGGGGUUGGUGUGUG
Messenger RNA from Anas platyrhynchos (mallard), 3615 nucleotides. Its product is annotated as START domain-containing protein 10. Gene Ontology annotation, molecular function: lipid binding. NCBI's taxonomy places the organism in Eukaryota, Metazoa, Chordata, Aves, Anseriformes, Anatidae. The record is from RefSeq and is a predicted model, not a curated record.